Ooceraea biroi (clonal raider ant) is the source of this 3072-nucleotide messenger RNA. Its product is annotated as carbohydrate sulfotransferase 11. NCBI's taxonomy places the organism in Eukaryota, Metazoa, Arthropoda, Insecta, Hymenoptera, Formicidae. Gene Ontology annotation, molecular function: sulfotransferase activity. Gene Ontology annotation, cellular component: membrane. Gene Ontology annotation, biological process: carbohydrate biosynthetic process. The record is from RefSeq and is a predicted model, not a curated record.
AACGUAUUUCUUAGUUUGUGUAACUUUGUAUUCUUUAUGUUACAUUUGUUAAGCACAACAAUUUAUAAAAUAUUACUUAUUGAAAACUAAGACCAAUUAAGGCCCAACAAAAUUUCUAUAAUCUAAUUGGACUUUAUUCUUCCUGAGAAUUGUGAAAAACUUUAUAUUAAAUAUUUUGUUAAUAAACUUUAUGUUACAAUAUUAUUAAAUAUUCUAUCUAAUUUAACUUUCUAAAAGCUUCUUCCUUCAUAAGAAAAGCUAUUAGGUAAACCUGAUUGUUAAGAAAAAUGUGAAAACUUUAGUGCAUAGAAUCUAGUUCACCUUUCCGGAAGAUAAAAACUGACUUUUAACUAACGAAGAUUGACCCAAUUUAAUUUUCGUUGCAAUUUGCUGACAAAAUUAAAUUUCGAAUGAAACGUUCAAGUUCAAGAAAAAGAUCAUUCAAAAUAAUCAGAGAUCCUUGUCAAAUUUAUAUACUAUUUUGCUAUAUUUCAAGCAACAGACACAAUCAAAAACUUUUACGUAAUCAUCAUGCACCACCCAGCACCCUGAGAAACCGGCCCUGAUAGGACGGGUCGGGUGGUAGCGUCGGACGCGAGCGUCGAGGCGCCCGUUGAACGCGACGGUCGGCCCCUCAGUAAUCUGCACGAUGCCGCCGUGAUCGUAGGGCAUCGUAUUUUUCCUGGUGACACGCGCACGCAUCACGUGGCAUACGCACCACGUCGGUGUCCGGGCAACCUCCCUGCGACACAAUCAUCGUUCAACGUUCCGACGCGUUGUACCGACGCUCACGACGCGUCCUAAGACCUGGGGGAGAAGCGGCACCCGCCGACGACGCUCGUGUGCAACAACAAAUGCAUCAGUGAUCCCGUCACUGAAUAUAUGCCCGGAGAAGUCCGAUAUGAGUACAGACGGAAACAUGUCCACCGGGAGAAGAUGACCCCACGUCGUCGCGUCUUGGCAGGAAUUCACCGUGCUAUCUUCGCCGCUAGUAUCCUGGCACUCGUCAUCCUGGCACUUUCGAGCCAGGAUGACACCAACACCUUGCAGCAUGGGAAUUCGCUGGAGCAGGACGCGAAUCUGACACCGGAGGAAAGAAUAUUAGAGCAGAUCGCCGCAGCGGAAACCGAGCGGCGUCUAACAGCCAGGCGGAAAUUCUUAGCGGAAAAAUGCGCGGAGGAAGGACUCGACCGUCCUGGAAACGAUUCGCUUCACAGACCCAACGCCUGGGAGUUCCUUGUAAAUAAAGAGUAUCAUCUUAUAUGGUGCAACAUUUUCAAAGCAGCCUCCACGUCGUGGAUGUAUAAUUUUAAUUUACUUGCAGGAUACAGUCCGCAAUUCCUAAGAGCCUCCAAAGCAGUACCAGUCUCGCUGGCUAGACAGAGGUACCCUAGGCACACCGCGAUAGAACUAGCUAAAUAUCUGAAUGACAGCAUCAGUUUUCUAAUAGUGCGACAUCCAUUCGAAAGACUGCUCAGCGCCUACCGGGACAAAUUGGAGCAUAGUCUGCCACACACGUUUCACAGCAAUCUCGGUACACACAUAGUUUGGCAUUAUAGAGCAAAGAAUCCAAAGACGCAUACAAAGCAAGGACCAAGAUACCCGCUGUUUGAGGAAUUCGUGCGAUGGUUAUUGUGUCAAUGGAAAACAGGAAACGAUCUCGAUAUGCAUUGGACACCAGUUGUAAAUUUCUGCACACCUUGUCAAGUGCGAUUCGACGUGAUAGCUAAAUUCGAGACGUUGCAUGAUGACCAGAACUAUCUUAUCAGGCACGCUCAUGUGGGACACAUCAUUAAACCAGAAUGGAAGAAUCCAACUAGGGGUGUCCAAACGAAAGAUGUAGUAAAAAAUUAUUUUACGCAAUUAUCCAAAACACAGAUAUAUGAGCUCUAUGAAAUGUUCAGAUAUGAUUUUGUAUUGUUUGACUAUUCGCCUGAGGAAUAUCUAGAGUUUGGAAGAGACGAAGUUACUACAUUAAUAUGUAAGAAUUAAUAUUGCCAUCAUGUCGCGUGUACCGUGUGCGAACACGCAAAAUCUCUUAUUGGAAUGAUGCAUAUAUACAACGAAAUUGUAGAUAGUAUUUAAAUGAAUUUAAAAAGAGAAGAGACUAUGAUAUUUAAUAUGUACAUAAUAACAAUCAUGCCGUCGAUGCAUUUCUUACAUAGGAUUUUAAGAAUGAAAUAGAUACUUAAUAUCUUGUUUUGUAAUUUGCAUAUAUAUUACGUUAUUAUAUCGAGGAUUUUAGUAUGUUAAAGUUUAUCAAAUUGUUAUAUGUCACACGAAGCAUGUGUGAGGGACACGAAUGAAAUUUAUGAUAAAUAAUUACAAAAAUGUCUUGCAAAUAUAAAAGAUGUAUGAUUCAAACCAAAUUUUUACAAAUUUGUUUACAAAAAACAGCUGUCAGGUUUAAAGUCUUGCUUGGUGCAUACCUAAUUAUUCAAAAUUUACACAUCUCUCUUAAUUAUCUUCCUUUUUAAUAACAUAAGAUAGAUUGAGUGUUCCAUUAGUCAUAAAAAUUGCUAAAGCCUUUAAAUAGAAAUGCAAUAAAACUGACUUAAGUAAAAUGUAGGUAGAUUUAAAAGAAAUUCUAAAAUAUGAUACAGAAUCAAGAACAAUUUGUGAUAGCUUUGAUCUUGCAUAAUGCAAUAAAGGUAUCUAGAUGUCACCAGAUAGUUUCUGACAACUGCACAAUAAUUUGUAUGCAUAAUUAUACAGUACCACUUGCGGUAAUAGUACUGCCUUGGGAGAAACAUGGUAUGAAAUGUUGAAAUACCUAACUUGUCACAUUGUAUCCCUUUAAGAGGAAAACAUUUGAUAGAAUUAAAUUAUUCUCUUUCCAAUGGGUUAUAAAAUAUACAUUUUUCAAAAGUAAAACAUUAAAAUGAUCAGAAACAUGAGUUUGAUAUAAUUGAUUGAGAUAUAUUGGCCACUUCUAACACCUAUGUUUUAAAUAAGAAAUUUACACAAAAUUGCAGAACUCUUUUGAUUUGAAUGGUACAGGAGUAUCUCGUUAUAAAUUUCUAUAUCUAAAAGGUGAAAUAUUGUUGAAUAAAGAUGAUUUGUACUAUAUUC